Molecule: messenger RNA, 1016 nt
Organism: Paramecium sonneborni
Lineage: Eukaryota; Ciliophora; Oligohymenophorea; Peniculida; Parameciidae
Source: the annotation of a GenBank genome assembly
AUGAAACCAUAAAAAAGCAUCAUCAAAGAACUCAAAACUUACUAACAAGAUCUUUAUAAAUCAGGAAGAGAAGGAAAAUAAUUUAGCAUUAGUGAUUUUCCUAAUAUUUCAAGGAAACCAAUAGAAUGGACAGAUUGUGAUUAGUUUAUAAAACUUCGAUAAUAAAAAUGUGAUAAGAAAUUAGCUAUUAGAUUAUGUUAGUAAUAUAAGAUCCAUAGAUCUUAGUAACAAUUUUAUGAGACUUUACAUAAUGUGAAUAUGGAGAAUGUUGGAUUUAAAAAGAUAUAAAGUGUAAUAAUAUUAAUCUAAUAUAGUCAACUUCAUUUUUAUUAAGAUAGAUUCGAUAAAAUUAAUUUGUUAAAUAAAAAUUUAGAAUGGAAUUUUAAGAGACCUAAAUUGAAAAUAAAAUGUCUACAAUUUUAGAUAAUUCGUUUCAGAAAUUUUAAAAAUCUUUAGAUAAACAUUUAGAAAUUGAGAAAGAUUAAUCUCAUAAAUUUAAUUUAAAAUAUAUGACAAAGGAAGAAUUAUAUUCAAAAUUAUAGAAAUUGUAAAUUAUAUCAAAAUUUAAGAAAAGUUAUUCCAAAAUAAAAUCUAUCCAUGGAUCAUUCUCCAACUAUCAAUUCUUUACAUUUAAAUUUAUUAAAUCCUUCAGGAAAUUCUGUAAAAUAUUUAUCUAUUAAAAGGUACAUAUUUCACAAACUGAACGUAUGUCAUCAAAACAAUUUAUUCCUUAUUCUACUGUAAGAGAAAAUAGAGAAUCAAAUGCUAGUAUUAAAUAGUAAUUUACGAAAUUAUAAAAUUAUCGACAUAGCAAUCCAUCUUUUAAAAUAAUCAAAUAAAAUUAAGAAGUUAGAGCAUCACUUAACUUUUAAGUCAAUUUAACCAAAGAAAUUAAAAGCAUGCAACUUAUAGGUAAUCAAAAUGAUAUACCAGAAACUAAAAAAGUACAUAAAAGGCAUUUAACUAAUUAUGAUAUCACAGGAAACACAGGCAUUUUUUAAUAAAUAAAUUGUUGA